UUUGCCAGAGUUGCAGCACAGACACACACGGACUCCCACACUGGCUCCAGAAGUUUCCCAACACUGGGCAUCCUCAGCAGAUGUGCACCGAGCUGGGAUUGGCUUCAGACCAUGAACUCCACUUGGCUGAGCGAGGCGGUGAAUCGUUCCACCCCGGCGAAGGCUGAUACUGUCCAGGCUCUCCUCAACUGCUGCAAUUCCACCUGGGUGGUGAGUGAUGAAGGAGCCGGCGGGAGCCCUCCGGACGAGGGCGACCUGUACACCAUGAGAGUGGUCCAGAUCGCGGUUCUCUGUGUCCUCUCGCUGACCGUCAUCUUCGGCAUCUUCUUCCUGGGCUGCAACCUGCUGAUCAAGUCGGAGAGCAUGAUCAACCUCCUGGUGAAGGACCGGAGACCAUCCAAAGAGGUGGAGGCUAUAAUCAUCGGCUCUUACUGA
This is a messenger RNA of Carcharodon carcharias (great white shark), 435 nucleotides long. RefSeq names its product protein reprimo A-like. Lineage: Eukaryota; Metazoa; Chordata; Chondrichthyes; Lamniformes; Lamnidae. The transcript has a single exon. The coding region runs from base 112 to 435 and encodes 107 amino acids. The record is from RefSeq and is a predicted model, not a curated record.